Colletotrichum aenigma is the source of this 249-nucleotide messenger RNA. RefSeq lists its product as uncharacterized. Lineage: Eukaryota; Fungi; Ascomycota; Sordariomycetes; Glomerellales; Glomerellaceae. The transcript has a single exon. Bases 1 to 249 code for a protein of 82 amino acids. The record is from RefSeq and is a predicted model, not a curated record.
AUGAGCGAAGAUACGGCUGAGAACAGCAUCAAGGGCGAGGACAACAUUACUGCCGAGGACGAAACCAGUAGCCAGACUAAGCGCGUCGCUGAAAAGAGCUCAAUCGUGCAGCUCGACCCUACUUACACCGUCCUGUUGCCGUUGAUCACUUCAGCUGGAAGGAAGCCCAAGACACUGACAAUACGGCAAGCAGAGAGGGGCAUUGACGGUGGCCCGAUGCAUUUUGACCAAUACCGGGGCUUAUUCUGA